Messenger RNA from Durusdinium trenchii, 1236 nucleotides. The record is from the annotation of a GenBank genome assembly. Lineage: Eukaryota; Dinophyceae; Suessiales; Symbiodiniaceae.
AUGCCGGGCGGAACCAGCGGUUUCGUCACGGAUGAAUCACGAGAAAGCUUUUGGCCUGUUGGGGGGGAGAUGGAGCUUCAACUUUUUCAGCACUGCAUCGACUGGUCUUCCAGACGGCUAGACGUGCUGGAAAAGAAAGAACGGAAGAAUGAGAAGACUGAGAAGAAGGAGCGGAAGGAGAACUGUGCAGCUGAAGGAUUCGUGUCGCCGGUCUCGGUCGACCUCCUGCGGCACCGGAAAAAGGGGCGGUCUCGGUCGAGGACCAGCGAUGCUUUAGGACCGAGCGCUUCAUGGCGAGGCGAGCGCAAGAAGAAGGAGGACUUUCAAGCCAAGCUGGUGGCUGAGGAGGGCAAAGAUAUUUUCGGCGCGGACCCGGAGCUCACGGUGCAGCUGGUGGCCACCGCGGAGCAGUCGGGCUGGCAGGAGCAGAAGAAUCGUGCUGUGGAGUUGGUCCAGAGGAGGCUCCUGGAAUCUGCCCGGGCCUUGAAAGCCUCCUCAGAUGAGGCCAUCAGUGGGGUGCGCUUCCUGGCGCGCGCCUUCUCGGAGGCGGAGAAAGCGAAGUGCUCCGUGGAGGCCUCGCUGAAAGAUGCCUUGAAUCAGCUGGAGGGAAGUGGAGACGAGCUGGUGCCAUUGGUCCGUGUGAUAGCCUGGUGUCAGGAUCUGAAAUGGCUACUGAAAUCAGCGCAGAAGAAGCUCAACGAGUGGCUGAAGAAGUGGGAUGCCGGCCCGGAACACGCUCCCAAGGACGCUGAGAAGGCUGCGGAGGAAGCUCAGAAGCUGGAUGCGAAGGAAAUUGGUGAAAAGAUCCAGGCAAAGCUGAACGCCGAUGCGAUCUUCAAAGCGGCGACCGACGCGCCCGCCGACGCCGAGAAGGCAUUGAAGGCCUACGAGCAAUCAGCGAAGCGCUCGGAGAACUUGCGGAAGCAGGCAUUGAAGAUGCUGACGCGCACUCUGGAGGAGGCCAAACAAUCUGGAGAUGAGAAGCAGCUGACGUUGCUACGGGAUCAGAAGCACCAGAAGACGGUGAGCGACCAAGCCGGACAUUUGCUAAGCCUCAUGUCGCAGCUCCCCACCCGCUUGGCCGCUGGAGAUUGGCCAGGCGACGUUUUCAUGACGGAUGAUGGUAUGGUUUCCUUAGCAUACCGGCAUGCCGCCAUGAAGAGUGCUAGGUUGUGUAUUCCAUGCCGUGCCAUGAGUGCUGGGUGGUGGAUGCUGAAUGAUAAACACAAUGAAUAA